Messenger RNA from Oncorhynchus kisutch (coho salmon), 2720 nucleotides. RefSeq names its product dynein regulatory complex protein 11-like. The transcript is spliced from 13 exons. Lineage: Eukaryota; Metazoa; Chordata; Actinopteri; Salmoniformes; Salmonidae. The record is from RefSeq and is a predicted model, not a curated record. The annotation marks the transcript as partial. Gene Ontology annotation, molecular function: ATP hydrolysis activity; ATP binding.
AUUGCGCCUUUAAAACAUGCUAUUUAUUGUAGAGAUGCCACUGGAAAGUUUCCUGACUUCCCCAAUGCUGAGGAUGGGGGAUCAACAGCCAUAUUUGCACAGAAGACACCUGACCAGGUCGCUGCAGAAUUAGCAGCGAAAGAGGAAGAGAAGGAGAAGAAGAGGAAAGACAACAUAAAUAAAGAUAAGAAGGGUGGGAAGGACCGCAAGGAUCAGAAGAAAGACAAGAAGCGGAGAAGCAAACAGAAGAAAGGAGGAAAAGAAGAAGGAGAGGAGGAGGAGAAGGGCUGGAAAAUGCCCCCGAGCAACUUCCUCCCUACUGUUGUGGAGGGAAACAAAAUGUACAAAGACGUGUGGCAGGGGCGUGAUGAAACACAUAACUUCCUGCAGCGGUUUGAUGCCCAGCUGGUGCGUGAGGAGAAGAGGUUGGAGGUGGAGGAGGAGGUCAGAGUUCAGGUCGAUGAGCUGAUGAGACAGGAAGUGAAGAAUCUCAAGCUGGCUGUGGACCGAGAGAAAGGGAAGAAGAAGAAGAAGGGAAAGAAAGGUGGCAAGAAGAAAAAGAAGAAAGGAAAGAAGGGCAGUAAGAAGAAGAAGAAGAAAGAGAAGGAUCUGACUGCCGACAGAACCCUUGAGUCUCUGUAUGAAGAGCUGGUGCUGGAAGGCUUCUUGAUUAGACCCUUGAACAUCAAGCUCUCUGAGUACAUUGGUGAGUUCAGCUACCUGGGUACGACCCUGCGCCAGGCAGACAUUGAGCCCAUGCCCUCUCUGUCAGACGUCAGACAGCUCAUUGCCCUUUAUGGGAUCCUGCCUCUGGGUUCCCAGUCCGUCCAUCAGAAGGCUCCCCUGAUGAAGACUCUGCUGCUGGCUGGUCCUGGAGGCGUAGGGAAGAGGAUGCUGGUCCAUGCUCUGUGCACUGAGACCGGGGCCAACCUCUUCAACCUGUCCCCCAGAAACCUGGCUGGGAAGUACCCCGGCAGGAGCUGCCUCCAGUACCUACUGCACAUGGUCUUCAAGGUGGCUCGCCAGCUGCAGCCCUCUGUAAUAUGGAUCGGAGAUGCAGAGAAAACCUUUUAUAAGAAAGUCCCGAAGCUGGAGAAAGAGAUGGAGCCUAAGCGUCUGAAGAAGGACCUAGUAAAGGUGCUGAAGUCUGUGAAGCCUGAGGAUCGUGUUCUGGUCGUAGGGACGUCCCGGAGGCCCUUUGACGCAGACCUCAAGCCCUUCUGUAAAGUCUAUAGGAAGAUCAUCCUCAUCCCCAGACCUGACUAUGCCUCCAGACUGGUGCUGUGGAGGGAGCUGCUGUGUGGCGGCGGUGCUCGCCUCACCCCCAGCCUGGACCUGAGCUCCCUGGCCAAGGUGACAGAUGGCUACACCCAGGGCCACAUCCUGCAGGCUGUGAGGCAGGUGCUGACCCCUCGCAGGCUGGCCCAGCAGACUACCAGACCACUGACUGCUGAAGAGUUCAUCCCUCCACUGGCCAGACAGGACCCCGUCUACAAAGAGGAGGAGGAGGCCUUUAAGAUGUGGUACGGCAGGACACCUUUGGGUAAGAAGAGGGCACGGGCGGCCAAGGCCAUCGAGGAGGAGGGAGAGUCUGGCAAGGACAAAGACAAGCGGGGCACUGGGAAGAAGACAGGGAAAGAAGAGAAAAGCAAGAAGAAAAAUAAGUAAAUGUCAAAUACAAGAGAUAGACGUCGGCAACAUUUGGGGAGGUCUACAGAUAGGGACUUUCAGGGGAUGUGAUUUACAUUCCUACUUCUUAGAUAUGAUGGACGAUACAUUUACUACCAGUCUAUGACUGUAAAUAUCAUGACAACAGUAUAACGGUAACAGUCGAUCAUGUUAUGAUCAUAAUGACAAAAGUAGCUGUUUAUCUUGUAUGAGACCAGAUAUAAAGUAUGUAGAAUAAAUCAUUGUUAUCGCAGUGUAAACAUUUAAGAUGGAAAUAAGUGUUUUGAUUUGAGUCCAAAUGGAUCCCAGCAGUAUAAUUUCAUGAGAUUCUAUUUUGCCCAUUAGAAGCUAAUUAGCCUUGUUGAUGAGCGCUGAGUUGUUUAAACUGGGGGCUCUGAGCUGCAGUGGGAGGGGGGGCGUACUGAGACUCACAACCCCCCCAAAAUACACCCAGUCGCAUCCGAGCCCCGGGCUCCCCUCUCUCCCCUGUCCUGAGACAAAUCAUCAUUAACCAUCCCCAGAACCACGAGACCGUGCAACGAUGGAGUGAUUCCUCUCAAAUGUUAGCUGCUAACCGUAAUGAUGAAAAAGCACAGCAACGGUGCCUUGUAUUUCCUGUCAGUCUUCCUUUCUCUCUCUUCUUCUCUCUCUGUCUCUCACUCUCUCUCUCUCUCUCUCUCUCUCUCUCUCUCACUCUCUCCCUUUCCUCAGCCAUCGUUGGGUUUGCGUGGCUUCUGUGCCAUAAGAGUCUGUUAAUUAGCCUGUGUAAUUGUCAUUGUUGCCAGUUACAGCCAGGGGGCUUCAGGCAGAGAGACACUGUGCAAUGUAGCAGCACCUUGUCCCAGGUCGCCCUGUGUUACUGUUUACACCCAGUUAGCGCUAACAAGCCAGCCUGCCCUGCCAAGCGGCUGACCCACUUCCCAGCUCCAGCAAGCCUCUACUAGCUCCCCAAGGACCAACUACCCCCGUUCACUGGCCAUCUUUAAUCAAGUAUUAGUCAAUGGGAAACCAGAUCCCCAUUGUCCACCACAGCAUAACCCUAACCAUGCAUC